Messenger RNA from Zeugodacus cucurbitae (melon fly), 1632 nucleotides. It is a transcript of the gene Acat2, whose product is annotated as acetyl-CoA acetyltransferase, cytosolic. The record is from RefSeq and is a predicted model, not a curated record. Bases 108 to 1292 code for a protein of 394 amino acids. Gene Ontology annotation, biological process: fatty acid beta-oxidation. The transcript has 6 exons. Lineage: Eukaryota; Metazoa; Arthropoda; Insecta; Diptera; Tephritidae. Gene Ontology annotation, molecular function: acetyl-CoA C-acetyltransferase activity.
AGUACUUAGUGUACUUUGAAUUACCAAUUGCCUAAAGCUACUUCGCAACCUGUUGGCACUUUCUAAAUUUAGUGCUUAUUAAUAAUUUUGAAUGAGAAGUUCAUGAAAUGGUUAACGCUGGAGACGUUUAUAUUGUAUCCGCUGCGCGUACAGCGAUUGGCAGCUUCAAUGGGUCACUUUCCAAAUUGAAAGCAUCGGAACUAGGUAGUGUUGUUAUUAAAGAAGUAUUAAAGAGGGGCAACGUAAAUAACGAUGAUGUGGACGAAGUCAUUAUUGGACAAAGCCUCACCGCUGGACAGGGUCAAAAUCCCUCACGUCAGGCGGCCCUGCAAGCAGGACUUCCUAUAAGUGUGCCUGUUUAUAACAUUAAUAUGCUUUGUGGAUCAGGCUUAAAAACUGUUGCCUUGGGGUUCCAAUCUAUACGUUGUGGCGACUCUAAGAUUGUUAUUUGUGGAGGGCAAGAAAAUAUGUCUCUGGCACCGCACGUUAUCCAUUUACGAAAUGGUAUCAAAAUGGGUCCCGGAACAAUGUUGGAUACAAUGACUCACGAUGGCCUUACCGAUGCUAUGCAUAACAUACACAUGGGUGUCACUGCAGAAAACUUAGUGAAGCAAUACAAUAUCACUCGUAGUGAACAGGAUGAAUUUGCAGCUCGUUCACAAAACUUAGCUGAGAAUGCUCAAAAAAAUGGUUUCUUCGACGGCGAAAUUGCUCCAGUCGAGUUAAAAACGCGUGCGGGGAUACAAAUUUUUGAAAAGGACGAGUACAUUAAAGCAGGCACAACAGCUGAAGCAUUGAAAAAACUAAAACCAUGUUUUAUCGAGAAUGGAACUGUAACAGCUGGAAAUGCUUCAGGAAUUAAUGAUGCUGCAGCAGCGGUGCUAUUAAUGUCAGGCGAAGAAGUGGAGAAGAGAUCUAUUAAACCUAUGGCCAAAAUUGUUGCUUGGGCCCAGACUGGCGUGGAUCCUAAAAUUAUGGGUAUAGGACCCGUUACAGCUGUUGAAGCGGUUUUACAAAAAGCUGGUUGGUCUAAGGGAGAAGUGGAUCUGUUUGAAUUAAAUGAAGCAUUCGCGGGUCAAUCCAUUGCAGUAUUAAAGGGUCUACAAAUUGACGCAGAUAAGGUAAAUGUUAAUGGUGGUGCUAUCGCAUUGGGACACCCUAUCGGUGCAUCUGGAUGCAGAGUUCUAGUUACUUUGUUAUAUGCUCUAGAAAGGUUGAAUGUCAAAAAAGGAGUCGCAUCAUUGUGUAUCGGUGGUGGAAUGGGUAUAGCUAUGGCUGUUGAACGUAUUUAAAAAUAAAAUAAUAAAUAUUAAUUAUACUGAUAUGAUGUGAGUACAUAUGUAAAUGUAAAUUAUUUGUUAUAACGGACGUCAAUUGUUAUCUAGAACUAGAAAUGCAAAUAUAUGUAAAUUGUGGUUGCAUAACUACUUUAGAAAUCAUUCAAUAAGCACAAUUGGUUUAAAGAGGAAGCACAUAUGUACACUUUUUGUAAGGUUAGACAUGAUAGCAUUAUGUACUCUGAAGCAAAAACAACGAAAUAGUUUCUGGUGAGCUUUUCCAAUAUAACUUGUGGCUUUGUACAUAUAUAGUACACAUGAAUAUAUUUGUAUGUAACUAUUACCUGCAACUAAA